CAAACCAAACUUUGUCCCACACCCAAAUCCCCUAAACAUUUUCGUUAUAUAAGGAAAAUUUUCUCGUUUUGGAACCUCAGUUUUUCAAACACUAGCACUUACCAAAAAAAAAAAAAAACAACAGAAGACCAGACAGAAACUCUGGUUUUGUUCCUGUGGUAACCCUAAAUAUAGCAUGAAAUAGAUCAAAGGAACCAAAAACAAGCUGGAGAAAGAAAAAAAAAAAGAAAAGAAAAAGAGAUCCCACAAGUUCAAUAUCCGAAAAUUUAGAUUAAAAAAAAAAACUGGUUUUGUUUCUUUGUUUUUCAUUUGUUAUACCUUUCUUCCUCUGUUUUUAGUUCUGUUGUUUUGCCUUUCGUAGCCAUCUUGUUUGAUUGUUGGGUUCUUUUAUAAACAUCGUUCAUCAAAGGAGUCUGAAGAUUGUUCAGUUUCAUCCAUUGUUGCCAAAACUAAGGGGAAAAGAAGCAAAAUCAACGUCAAAUUAUCCAAUGUCUCGCCGGAUAAUCGUAAGGACCCCGACCACCGGCUCCCGGCGGCAACCGCUACUGCAAAGCCGUUCCACGUCUUCUUCUCUUUCCAUGGUUGACGAUGGCAGUCGUUACAGCCGGAAUAGCAGCUCGAGGAAAAGUGCCAAGUUCGGGGAGCUUUGUGGGGGGACAGCAGCGGAGUGUGCGGCUGUUUGUUGUUGUUGUCCUUGUGGGAUAGCGAACCUUUUGGUUUUAGUGGUAUACAAGGUUCCCGCAGGACUAUGCCGCCGUGCACUCCGUCAGAAAAGGCGGAAGAAGUUGCAGAAAAAAGGGCUGUUUCAACCGAGAAACUAUGGGAGCCGAUAUGGGUGUGAAGAAAGGGAGUUGCGGAAUCAUCCCAUGGUAUGCGCCAAAGAAUUGAUGGUGGAGAUGGAGGUUUCUGAAGAAGCCGAUAAAGCAUUGUUCCAACUUGAAGAAGAGAUGUGGGAAAGGUUUCAUGGUACUGGGUUUUGGAGAAGUCCUUCACAGAGAGAAAGAGAUUCAUCCACCAUUAAUUAACUGUAAAUUUUUAAAAAAAAACAAAAAAAAAAAAGAACUGGGUUCUGGCCAUCGAUGAAGAAAUUGAAAAUUUUGGCCAGAGUUUGAAGCGAUGAACAUGGAUUUUUUUUUAAUUGACACGCUGAUAUAGAAAUUAAAAUGAUGGAGAAAUUCCAAGUUUAGUCAUUGUAGUAUAUUGAAUUUGAGAAUUUAGUCAAUGGUUAAAAAAUUUGUUGGUUAAGAA
Molecule: messenger RNA, 1248 nt
Organism: Gossypium arboreum
Lineage: Eukaryota; Viridiplantae; Streptophyta; Magnoliopsida; Malvales; Malvaceae
Exons: 1
Coding region: 489-1025 (178 amino acids)
Source: RefSeq, a predicted model, not a curated record